CAUCUCACUGCAGUCGCCUCGAGGUUUUAUACCCCGGCCAACGUUAUAAGUGCCGCGGAAUUAUCCUCAAAACAAAGUUUUUCUUCACUUCCUAAUAUAACAUCUGUUAAAUUAGAAUAUAAGCUUUUAUAAACAUGGAUAUGACAAAGAAACUAACCAAAGACCUAAUCGAAAUGUAUUGGGAGCGCAAAUGUUUGUGGAAAGUAAAUUCAAAGGAGUACAAGAAACGUGACAUGAAAAAUAAGGCCUACCACGAGAUGGUCAUGUUCCUUCGUAAGAAUGGAAUCAAGAAUGCCAAUGCAAAAUUGGUUCGUGAAAAGAUUCAAAAUUUGAGGCGCGCAAUGAGAAAGGAAAAGAAAAGAAUAGACAGUUCAGGUGGUGCUUACAGCCCGACACUAUGGUAUUACGAUCUGUUAAUGUUUGUAAACGACCAGUACGAAGAUACCACAUGCUCCCCAUCAUUAACCAUCACCGAUUCAAAUGACAUAAAAGAAAUAAAUUGUGAUGUCGUAUAUUCGGACACAGAUGAAGAAAAAAUCGACGAGGAAACAAUUUGUGAAAAUUCCAAAAGUCCUAAAUCUGCGGAAUCACAUGAUGUAACAACAGAUGAUAAUAAGGACAAUAAUUUUUCUUACAAUAAUAAUAAUAAAGAAAGUAAGGAAAAUUGUGUGGAAUUCGAAGCUGUAGGGAUUAAUUUUACGGCAAAAUUAAAAAGGAUGGAAUCUAAACAGCAGAUAUUUGCAGAAUUGUUAAUACAGAAGGUAUUAGCUCGUGGACUUCUUGGUCAACUAAACGAGAUGACAGACAUUGUUGAUAAAGUGUAAUAUUUUAAAAACAAAGUAUAAAAGUACUUACGAUUAU
Messenger RNA from Amyelois transitella, 861 nucleotides. RefSeq lists its product as uncharacterized. The record is from RefSeq and is a predicted model, not a curated record. Lineage: Eukaryota; Metazoa; Arthropoda; Insecta; Lepidoptera; Pyralidae. The transcript is spliced from 3 exons. The coding region runs from base 135 to 824 and encodes 229 amino acids.